Clupea harengus (Atlantic herring) is the source of this 3939-nucleotide messenger RNA. RefSeq names its product anoctamin 6 (gene ano6). The record is from RefSeq and is a predicted model, not a curated record. Gene Ontology annotation, molecular function: chloride channel activity; protein dimerization activity. Gene Ontology annotation, cellular component: plasma membrane. NCBI's taxonomy places the organism in Eukaryota, Metazoa, Chordata, Actinopteri, Clupeiformes, Clupeidae. Gene Ontology annotation, biological process: calcium activated phosphatidylserine scrambling; chloride transmembrane transport; calcium activated phosphatidylcholine scrambling.
CGCCUAGCGUUUCCUUUCACAUGUCUUGGCUUGAACUGACAUGCCGAUGAUGCCAUUUUCAGACAAAAUAGUGUCCCAGCAGGCCCAUUUGCAAGAAUGAGUGUAUUUACAUAACUUUAACAUUUUGCGACAGGUAGACUAGAUACCACUUCGGGUUUAGGCGAUUCACUCCUGUUUUUUUACGCUUUACAGAAACGAAAAUGAGUGAGGAAGGGGAUAACAUUUCUGAGAUGGACUCGGAUAGAGAUCUUGAGGAAGGGACGGAGAUGGGCUUGUUAGAUGAUGUUGUUUAUUCAGAGAACUAUCUGCCAUCAUACAGAUCUGCCGGAGGAAUAGUGCCUAAAGUGGAACAGGCGGAAUUCGACCAAAAUCCUGACUCCCUUUUUUUUAAUGAUGGCAAGCGGCGCAUUGACUUUGUGUUGGUGUACGAGGAUGAGAGCAAGAAGGAUUUGGAUAAAAAGAACACCUUCCAGCGGCGAAAACGUAGGAGAGAGCAUUUUGAAGCCAGUCUGAUGAACAUGGGCAUGGAGCUGGAAGCAACUAGAUCUGUUGUGGAUGAGAAAAUCCUCUUUGUGAAGGUCCACAUGCCCUGGGAGGUGCUAUGUACAUAUGCUGAAGUCCUCCACAUCAAACUGCCUAUCCAGGCCAAUGACCUGGCCUCUAAGUCCUCACCAUUCAGCUGCUUCACAAAGUACUUCUACCCCAGUGAGGACGUCAUCGCCACGGAGACAGAGUUCUUCACUGCUCCCUUUGAGAAGAACAGGCUGGAGUACUUCAUCAUUAAAGACCAGGAUGAAUUCUUCACACCUGCAAUGAGAAGCAGAAUGGCGUACUACAUUCUCUGUCGAGCCCCAUAUGAAGAACGGGGAGCUGUGAAAAAGUUUGGCAUCCACAAGCUGCUGGAUGGAGGCGUGUACAAGGCUGCCUACCCCCUCCAUGAUGGCCGAUUCAAUAUCAAAUCCCAAGACGAAGGAUGUCCCAAUGAAAGGUAUCUGCUGUACACCGAGUGGGCCAAUCCAAAAAGCUUCUACAAGAUGCAGCCUCUGGACCUCAUCAGGAAAUAUUAUGGAGAGAAAAUUGGAAUUUAUUUUGCCUGGCUGGGAUUCUACACACUUAUGCUGACACUAGCUGCCAUUGUGGGCCUCUGCUGUUUCAUCUUUGGCUAUAGAACACGGGAAACCAGCACAUGGAGCAAAGAGGUGUGUGACCCUGAGAUUGGUGGAAAGAUCAUCAUGUGCCCUCGAUGUGACAGAUUCUGCUCUUACUGGCGGCUCAACAGCACCUGCGAGACUUCUAAAGAUCUUUGCAUAUUUGACAACUAUGGAACGUUGGUGUUUGCUGUAUUUAUGGCAAUUUGGGUGACACUGUUUCUAGAGCUCUGGAAACGCUAUCAGGCUAGGCUGGAGUACGAAUGGGACACAGUGGAGUUCCUAGAGCAGGAGGAGCAGCCAAGGCCGGAGUAUGAGGCCAAGUGCCUUUACCAGAGGACCAAUCCGGUCACCGGGGCAGAAGAGAAGGUGCCUUACACUGCCUGUGGGAAGUGUGUGAGAGUGUCUUGCGGAAUUGGGACUGUUCUUUUCUGGAUUUUUCUCAUCGUCGCGUCAGUGGUGGGUGUGAUUAUCUACCGACUCGCCGUCUUCUUCACCUUCUCUAUAAGGCUGCGUGAAGACAUCAAAGGACUGGAGCCUUUCAAAGAGUAUGUGACGCCACAGAUGGCAACCACUGUCACUGCAUCUAUCAUCAGCGUUGUCAUCAUCAUGAUCCUCAACAACCUCUAUGAGAAGGUUGCCAUCUGGAUAACCGACUUUGAGCUCCCAAGGACAAGGACAGACUAUGAGAACAGUCUGACGCUUAAGAUGUUCCUCUUCCAGUUCGUGAACUACUACUCUUCAUGUUUCUACGUGGCCUUUUUCAAGGGCAAAGUGGUGGGCUACCCAGGACAGCCUGUGUACUGGAUGGGGUUGUAUCGAAAUGAGGAGUGUGAUCCUGGAGGAUGUCUUAUUGAACUGACCACUCAGCUCAGUGUCAUUAUGGGAGGCAAGGCCAUCUGGAAUAACAUACAGGAAGUUCUGCUUCCGUGGGUAAAAAAUCUGAUUUUCCGUCACUGCAAUAAAGUGAAGUCUGAGAAAAUAAUUCCACGUUGGGAGCAGGACUACCAGCUGCAGCCGCUGGGAAAGUUGGGCCUGUUCUAUGAGUACCUGGAAAUGGUAAUCCAGUUUGGCUUUGUCACACUCUUCGUGGCCUCUUUCCCUCUGGCUCCUCUUCUGGCCCUGGUGAAUAACCUGCUUGAGAUCCGUGUGGAUGCGUGGAAGCUGACUACACAAUUCCGCCGGAUUGUGCCGGAAAAGGCCCAAGAUAUUGGAGCGUGGCAACCAAUUCUUCAGGGUGUUGCCAUCUUGGCUGUAGCGACCAAUGCAGCCAUAAUUGCCUUCACAUCAGACAUGAUUCCACGUCUGGUGUAUUACUGGUCCUUUUCUGUGUCACCAUAUACGGAGAAUACCAGCCACACCAUGACAGGCUACAUCAACAACACACUCUCCAUUUUUAACAUCAGUGAUUUCACAAUCGACAGUAUGCCUCUUGACGAAGUCAUUCCUUAUUGGUUUAACAACAGCACCACCUGCAGGUAUCGAGACUUCAGAUUCCCUCCAAGUCACCCCAGACAGUAUGACCACAACAUCUACUAUUGGCAUGUCAUAGCUGCCAAACUAGCCUUCAUCAUUGUUGUUGAGCACAUUGUGUACUUCACCAAGUUUGUGCUGUCCUAUGCCAUCCCUGAUGUGCCCGACAAGGUGAAGGAACAAAUCAAACGUGAGAAAUACCUCACUCAGGUUCUCCUCCAUGAGGCCAACCUCAAGAAGGUCGCCAAACAAGUGAAGCCCUUCGCUGAUAUGAUCAAAUGUGAUUUGGAGGGAGAGAACCUAGACCAGCACUUAUGAGCCUUCCUCGGGUCAAGUGCUAUUUCAAAAAACAAAUGGAAGUUCUGUCCAUUUGAGCAAAUGCUUCCGUGCGUUAAUUGGAUUCCUUCCUGUGGAAAAUGUGGUAUCACCCAAUAAGAACUUUAUGUAUUAGAUUAUUUUAUCUGUGGUACUAUUGGUUGGUUAAAAUUGGGUAGCAAUUACUCAGGUUAUCCCGAAAUGCACAUGCUAUGAACAAUUUCUUGGAAAACAGGAAACUAAUCACUGAGAACUGCACCACAAAAUAUUAUGAAUAUGUUUUUAAAACACUGUGGUAUUUAGGUCAUUGCAAUGGAUAAAUAGGAGUAAACAGGAGGUACGUACAUGUGUUGCUGUUAUCAAAUAUGAUAAUAUCGAUUUACUGUGUAGAGGAAAUGUUCUUUUGCCCGCCACAUCGUUUCCAAUAACAGUUUGUUACAUAUGCUUUGGAAUCUUAAUCCUGUGCACUCCACUUGACAGCUAUAUUAUGGAAAACUGGCAUUAGGGUAAGAAUUCUGAACAAUAUGACAUUGAAGCUGUUAGCUGAAAAUUUAUUCUGUAUUUUAAACAGGAUGAAAUACAAUGAGUGCUGAGGUGUUUCUACAUAGAGUCAUAAGUAACUCACCUAUAAAAGCUUUAAUGUGUCUAUAUGAGUCAAGUAAACUAUCGAGUGCAAGAAUAAAAUUAGCUGAUUGUAUUUGUAUUAUUGCCUAAAUAGUUGAGUGUUGCUGUUGACUGUUUUAAAAUCUUAUUUAGUUGUUUUUAUUAUCACAUAUGAUUGACUGUAUUAUGUCACCUGCAAAACAUAGAUUUUUUUACCGACAUUCAUGUAAAUGGCUGUGAACAACUAACAAUGAAAAACAUACUUUUAUAACUUGUAUAAUGCCAUGUGCCUUAAUUUCCUGUGUGUUCACUCUAUCUACCUGUAUGUCAUAUAGACUACAAUUCUUGAGAUUGUAUGUUGUGUAUUUCACAAUUGAAAAUAAAUCAUGUGAUAUAUUAA